This is a messenger RNA of Cyprinodon tularosa, 6603 nucleotides long. RefSeq names its product purinergic receptor P2X, ligand-gated ion channel, 3b (gene p2rx3b). Gene Ontology annotation, biological process: response to ATP; monoatomic cation transmembrane transport. Lineage: Eukaryota; Metazoa; Chordata; Actinopteri; Cyprinodontiformes; Cyprinodontidae. The record is from RefSeq and is a predicted model, not a curated record. Bases 282 to 1487 code for a protein of 401 amino acids. The transcript has 12 exons. Gene Ontology annotation, molecular function: extracellularly ATP-gated monoatomic cation channel activity; ATP binding; purinergic nucleotide receptor activity. Gene Ontology annotation, cellular component: nuclear inner membrane; plasma membrane.
AGGAAAGAAGACUAAAUCACAGCAAAGGAAGCAGAGAAGCACAGGGCUCUUCAUUGAAUCUCCUUCCAUGGAAGCCUGCAGUCACUGAGACUUUGGAAUUUUGGACGGAUCAUCUUUGUGAAGAUCAGAAACACCCUGUGUAUGUUUUUGACAGAGCUUGUUUCCUUUUUCCCCCAUUGGGACUGAAGAGCGAUUUAAAUGUUCACGCUACAAUAAGAAUUACUGUGUUUUGUGAACUGAUACUACAUUAGUGAGACAUCCUUCAUCUACACACUGCAAAGAUGUGGUCAUGUAUAACGAACUUCUUCACUUAUGAAACAACUAAGUCAGUGGUUGUAAAAAGCUGGACUAUUGGCAUCAUCAACCGGAUUGUUCAACUAAUCAUUAUUUCCUACUUUGUUGGAUGGGUGUUCCUUUGGGAAAAGGCCUACCAGGUGAGAGACACGGCUAUAGAGUCCUCGGUUAUGACCAAGGUCAAAGGCUUUGGAAACUACAAUAAUAGAGUCAUGGAUGUUGCAGAUUACGUCACUCCUACACAGGGAGGUUCUGUCUUUUGCAUCAUCACCAAAAUGAUAACAACAGAAAACCAAGUGCAAGGAUACUGUCCUGAGACAGAGAAAUACAACUGCACCAAAGACAGCGACUGCAGUAAAUUUCGUAACAAACCUGGAGGAUAUGGAAUUCUCACUGGGAAAUGUGUUCCUUUCAAAAACAACACCAAAAUGUGUGAGAUUAAAGGGUGGUGUCCUGCAGAGAUCGACACCAUAAAAAUUGAUCCCAUGAUGGAUGUGGAGAACUUCACAAUCUUCAUAAAGAACAGCAUCCGUUUCCCAACUUUUAACUACACCAAAGGGAACUUUCUUCCAUCAAUAACAAAAGAGUACAUAAAAAAAUGUAACUUCCACAAAGAAACUGACAUCAACUGCCCUAUCUUCAGAGUUGGAGAUAUUCUGAAAUAUGCAGAGCAGAACUUCACUGAGCUGGCAAACAAGGGUGGAGUGAUCGGAAUAAUGAUCAGCUGGAUGUGUGAUCUGGACAAGCCAGAUGAUGAGUGUAAACCAUCAUAUUCAUUCACCCGACUCGAUGCCAUGUCACAGCAGAGCAAUGUUUCUCCUGGAUACAAUUUCAGGUUUGCAAAAUUCUAUAAGAUGGAAAAUGGGACAGACUACCGCACUCUGGUCAAAGCCUAUGCCAUUCGAUUUGAUGUUAUUGUCAAUGGAAAUGCAGGGAAGUUUAACAUGAUUCCUACAAUCAUAAACAUGGUGGCAGCGUUCACGUCAGUGGGAGUGGGCACAGUGUUGUGUGAUAUAAUACUGCUGAACUUCCUGAAGGGCGCAGAGCAGUACAAGGCUAAGAAGUUUGAAGAGGUGUCAGACGAUCCAUUGGACUCCCACAGCAGCGGCUUGUAUCGCUCCCAACUGUCGCUCAGAGGGACACCUUUCAAAUCCAGUGAUUCAGGCGCAUUUUCUAUUGAACGUUACAGCUAAACCGACAAGAAAAAUCACUACAUGUAUGGUUCAGUUUUUCAUUACAUGGGCUCCUUGAAAGCUGGAAGCAUUAAAACUAUACAAUCAAAAUGUAUCAAAUGAAUGCAGCAUAAAGCAUGACUCUCUCUGCAUGGGAACAUGUUCAAUAGAUUUUUGAAUCAGUCGUCGAAGGCUAGUUAGACAUUAAUUUUUGGUUGUCCAUGAAAAGCCGUACAAUGAUCAGUGGAUCACUUGAUAGACACUGUUGUUGUUUUUUGGUUUAUUUGUAGUACUGGAUCAAGGAAAGUCAAACUGAUCAAUGACCAGUGAUGGGCAGUAGCGCCGUUACUAGCUUUCUCUACAUUUACCAGUAGUGUGCUCCUAAUGUCACUGUUUUCAACAUCACAUAGCUUUUCAGUAGUAGAACUGAGAUCUCGUCCACAGAAGCUUCAAACUACAUCUUCCCAGGCAUUUCUAGACCUUUUACAGAUUUCCCCUCCUCUUCUCGUGACGCAGACGUUGUGAGAAUAUACAAUAGUAGCCAUUCAACAUUUCCCUACUUGCCUUGGCUGGUCCUUGGCUGGUCCUUGACUGGUCCUUGGCUGGUCCUUGACUGGUCCUUGGCUGGACUUUGACUGGUCCUUGACUAGUCCUUGGCUUCUCCCCUGACAUUCCUUUUUAAAACAUCAAUCUUUGUACUAGAAUAUACUUUCUUUCAAUAUUUGUGGACAUUAAGAUCUAAAGAGAAGUGCGUUUUCCUGGUCAGACCAUGUAAUUCAAUGAAAGGGUGGAGUUAGAGUAAACAAAAUGCAUGUAUGGCCAUACAGGAGGAGGAGGGGGUCACUUCAGAGGCUGGAAGUAGGCUGCCAUUCGGCUGGCUUUGACUGGAAAGGGCCAUUUUUAAUGGGUGCUACUGUAGCAGCCUUUUAACUUUGAAUACCUAUCAUCAAGAUUUCCCUAGUGUAUAAAAAGAUGCCAGCAUGAAUGGUCAAAUGCAGCAGGUAGCUACCAGAUCAGCUUGAGGCAAUGGAAGAGAAUGCAGAGGCAGAAACGUCUUCAUGCCAAAGUAGUCCAAUGUAAAAAUGAGAAACAUGCAGCUACUUAAAGUAGUUUGUUGUAGUUGACACAAUCUGCUAAGCUAGUCACCGCAACUCAGCCACCAAACAUCAAGAGCUAAUAUAGUAUUAGCCAAAAACAUGGAUGUGUUAUAAAUAUGCAUGAAAAAGAUUCAUGCAGGAUGGUUAGUAGAAGCAGAACAAAAUUAGUUUGUGCAGGGUUUUUUUUUUUAUAGAAAACAAAACUGUGGUAAAUUGAAAUGGAUCAUAUUUGUGCAGAUGGCAGUAGUACAAAAUGGGGCCAAUAAAUAUUUUGCUAUACACAGACAGCUCCAUAGCAACACCACACAAUGCAAGACAAAAUCAACAGAUCAAAGUAGGUCAAAGAUUUAAUUCAUCUAAAGACUAACUUACAAUGACUAAUUUAGUCAUAUUAGAGACAUAUUGAUAUUGUUGUGGUUGUAAAAUGCAGGAUUUUCCAAAGAUAUAAGGAUUAAAUGUUCAUUUAUACCUCAAUAGUAAAGUUAUAUUUGAAAUUUUAACACAAGUACUAGUGCUGUUGAAACAGAAGAGUUUGAUAAACAAUUACACGGAUCUGAUCUGUUUUUCACAGCUUCUUUGAUCAAUAAAUGGCUAUGACUUUGAAGGAAGUUUGAAUUUAGAAAAAAGAAGCUUAUAUGUAGUGAAACUGCUUUUGUCAUUUUGUUGUAGCUUAGCUUGCUACAUUUAUCUGCUGGGUAACUUUAAUGUAGAAUAACUUGUAGACUAAAUCAAUACAUUUUCUAAGUAGUUUGCCCAACACUGUUCAUUUGGAGCAUGGGUGGAUAUUUACAAAAAUGUUUUAGGAUCUAGGUUUAUUGUGCAAAUUAGUAAAAUCCAAAUAAUUAUUGCACAAGAAUUCUGCCAAACAAAGUGAUUUUUUGGUGUUGAAGCAACUACAGAUAAUUCUAUUCAAUUCAGUUUAUCGCUAAAGCACAAAUUAGCAACAAAUUUUAUCUCAAGGUUCUACACAUUGAAAUACAUUGUUAAUGCAAUCCAAUAACAGUGAAAUGCAAAGUACAUACUCCAGUUAGAUUCUACCUAUGAAAAAAAAUUAUCAUAAAAUUGUGAGUAAAUGCUUGCUCAUGAUUUCCAAAUGCUAAAGAUUUAAGAUUUAAGUGAAGAUAUUUUACCAAAGGAUUAACAGUCCUUAAAGGCCUGAACACACCGGUUCCAUACAACUUUUUAAUCUCAGAUCCAAUUUUCUCCAGUGUCACACUGACUGCAUAUAGAGAGACUCUGACUAAGCAUGGUGAGCAGAUCUGUACAGAUUUGUUUCACUUCUGUCUCUGUGCACACAUUAAAACAAUUUCCCACAUUUGACUGGAACAGAUAAUGAAAGUUAUUAAAAAUAAAUAAAAAUACAAAAACACCAGCUCUACUUAACGAGUCUGUGCAGCAUCUCGAACCAGAACAGAUAGAGAAUAUUAAAAUAUUAAAAACAUAAUGAGAUCUUUGUCUAAAGAAAAGAAAAACACUGCAAUAAACACUAAAGAUCAAUAUUAUAUUUCCGUGUUCUUUCCUUCUGAUCUCCUAUUAUGGAUAAAGUAUCCUUUUUUUAAGGUUUCAUUUAUGGUGGUCAAAAAUAAUAAUAAUUUAUCUUUAUUGAUCUCACAUUGGAGAAAUGAACUAUCUGUAUUUUACCCCUGGAGGAGCAGUAUGCUGCCAUUGUGGGGCGCCUGGGGGGCAAUCAGUAGUUGGUCAGGGACCCAGAGUGGCAGCCUGUGGGAGUGGGCAUCAAACUCAGAACCUUAGGAAUCCAAGCAUUAUGCCCUAACUGCGAAGACGCCACUCCCCCAAGAGAUAUGGUGUUUGCACCAGUCUGUCCAGCUACUAUAUGUAAUGAUCUCAGAAUGUUGCACCCAGAAUUCAAGGCGAGACAGGCAGUGGGAAAGUUCAAAGUGUUUAUUAAACAAACAGGUGCGCGCUGCUGCUCGCCUGGACUGGAUCUGGAGCUGAAUAUGACUUGGAGCUAGUCACUGACCUGAUUCAAAGUUCAGUCCGUUCGCGGAGAACACAACAGAUUCCAGGAGGGGGGCUUGACCGCAGUUGCGGCGGGUGACGCCCCCAGAGUUCCUAGAGAGCGAGCGGAGCGGGCGCCAGCCGACACCGAGCAGCAACAGAGUCCAGAAGGGAAUUCCAAGGCCGAAGUCAGAAGACAGUUCCAGAACCAGAAGCCGGUAGAAUACAAGAUCAGAUACGACAAACAGAGCAGAUAGAGGCAAGGCAAAACUCGAGAUCCUCAGGGCAGAAAACUGGUCAAAAUCAGGAAAACAGACAGACUACAGAUUGCUAGGGAACAUCUCACAAAAACACAAGAAUAACCUGGCGCUGAUGGGAGGCAAACACACAACUUAAAUAGUAGAGGAACCAGGUGGAAAUGAUCGGCGAUAAUCAGCCGGAGAACCAAUUAGACAGGGAGCAAGGAGCAAAGGAAAAAACCAAACCAUCAGCGCCAAGAUCAUGACAACUAUAUACCUGAUGUGACUCCAAAAGGGACUCUUUCCCCGUGAGACUGACAGAUUUUAUUUUAUAUUUUCCCCCAAUGCAGACAUGUUUGACUUUGCACCUGGGUCCCAUUUUAGUCAGUCAUCCCCAUUGACUUUCAUUGAGCGCUUAACCUCAGGGCUUCAUCCGACACGAUUUUCUAUCAGAUCGGAUGCAAAUAUGGAUUCGGCGUGUUCUGGCCUUAACAUAGAGGAGACAUAGAAAGGUCCUAAAUAGCCUAAUGAUCAAUAAAAGAUAUAGCUAGAAAAAUAUAAUCUGCCAAUAACUUUUUAAUAACCUUGGAAAAGAAGCGCCUUUUAGGCCCUGAUGUUCAGACAUAAGCUAAUCCCUAAGGACUCCAACUCUUGAAACCUUAUCUCCAAUGUGAAGGAAUGAGAAAUAGAAAGCACCACAAGCCAUUCAUUUAGGGGCCUCAUGCACAAAGAUUGGCCACCCUUCUUACGAAAUGUGCAAUGUAUAAAAAACCUCAUCUGCAGGCUAUGGAUGAGUUUUUAUGGAUGAGAUUUACUGUAGGUGAACACUGAUCCCUCCAGUUCAUAGGUCAGUAUUGGUAGCCCUUCCUAUGACUCGGUAGCCAUGAAGUAGCCCUCAGCCUUAAAAAGGUUGGUGAUCCCUGAUCUAGAUAGAUGAAUGAAGCUCUGCCUCACCUGCAACCAACCUAAUCACCAUCCGCCUCAUAUCAGCGCAGCUCCUCGCCCUCAUAUAAGUCAGUCACUGUCUAGGAAAACCUUUUCAACAGCUUCACCUCUUCUCCACCUUUAUCUCACUGGACUCCUAACUCUCCUCUUAUUCUCCAGCCUCCAUUCCAAAACCAAUGUCAGACUUUGGGGAGAUAGAUGUCUCUGACCAAACUACCUGGUUACACAGAGCUGCAUUCAGCAUCGAUGUCUUCUGUCUGAGCUCCAAUACCUAUUCCUUUUUUCAUGUCAAUAAAACUUUGUAACUGCUGCUUUUUGCUGUGUGAGGCUCUCCAGGUUGAAAUAAUCAGUGUUGUGCAUGAGUACAUUGAAUGAGCAGUAUCCACUGAAUAUGGUGAACUGAACGGAUCAGUUUUGAAGUGAUGAACAUUAACAAAAGUGACGUUCACUCUGAGCGACACACACGGCUCACAUUGGCAUUCAAUUGAUAACGACAUUUUUUAUUCAUAACGUCAGGUUUUACCGCACUGAUUAUGGCAGACUGCCUGACAGAGCAGCAUGUCUACUGCUAGUUCUAGUGUGCUCCAUUCAGACUCAUCUGCUGGGAUUUCUGAUACCAGUUUAGCAGAGCGCUCGGCAGAGUAUGAUCAACAAAGGAAGACUGGGAAAGAAAAACUCAUGCUCUAGUGCAAACUGUGGCUUUCAGGACUUAACAAAUAAGCUCUUACAUCAGCCCAUUUCAAAUUUAUAGUGACAUAUCUGCUCCUGAAUGAUGAACAGAAAAAAUAAUUUUGGAUCCAAAUCUUUUCAGCAGAAUCUGAAUGUUCCUGAAUGUGUCUGAAGUUCUGUGUCAUUUGGCUAAAUAAAGGCUUCACUGCACAUCCAGUAUACCUUGAA